CAAACAGUGUAUAAGGUAAUGUACCCAAAACACAAUGCUUCAGUGCUUCCUGUUUACAUACACACCCAACCUCCAACUUGAGUUUCCACUAUUUGAUUAGAAUUAGCACUGUUUUAAAAGGGGUUUCUAGCUUUCUGCCAGGCGGUAACUCCAACAAGAGCUGAUAAGUGAGCUUAUUCAAUUCAUCAACACAGUGGUGGAGGUGGAGUCUUUUCUUAAUGUUUUCAUUGGAUCCGCUUCCUGCAGCAGCUCCAGUGAGAAUGCAGUGUGCUGCACUGAUCUCCAGCACUGAAUCUCUGCUUGUGAAUGUGAGAUCUGAAUGUGCUUUCAUUGGACUCAGAUCAUUACACUUUUGUCAAAGCCCCCUUUCUUGUGAUCCCCUUCUCUCUAAUUUUGAGAAUCUUUUCAGACCUGUUUAUUUUUGUCAGAAUCUCCGUUCUCAAUUGGGACAGCCUCCGGGACGUCUUGCUUUUGAGAUGUCUACAGAUUCAAGUGUAUUUUUCUUUAAACAUGCAGGCGUACUUUGUGAUUAUUUCUCAGUUCCAGUGGAGUGGGGUUUUGAAUUUGACCAGUUUUGCAGUUGCAGUAUGUGCUUUUGAUUCUGUGGGGUGUUGGAGAUUGUUUUCAAAGAGGUGGUGUGCUCGGGGCGUGUCCUCCUUUGUCUGGAAGUUUGAACAAAAAGCUUUGUAGGAAAUGCAAGAACUCCAAGUAAUGCAGCAAAGGUUAGCUUGGGGCAGCUACAGCUAUGUAGACUGAAGAGGCUUUUAUUGCAGCCGGGUCAUUUCACAGUGAUGUGUCGUGUUUCUAACAGUGUACACUGUGCAGUUAGUAGAGGGGUCCUGUAGGGUGCUUUGUAGUGCACUCUGGUAUACGAUUUCUAAUAGUCCAGGGUACACUGUUUGGUACAGAUGUGUGAGACACACAAAUACACAGCAGAAGAUCCAGUACUCUGUUCUGCGGAGCUUCUUCAUUUAAAAGCAAGGCAACCUGAAUGAAUUGCUCAGGUUUCAUGUGUCUUCAGUGCAUGUUGCUGAAGCAUUUUGGCAGACCGCUUUAUUCUGCACUCUUACUAAUGUUGUGUAUUGAUGUUAGGCAUGCAUCCGGCAUCUGCCGUAGAGACUUCUCAAGUAGAUUCUGUAAGACGUGGUGCUCUUUUGGCACUUUCCAAUGGUGUAUAUAUUUAUGAAACCUUAGGUGUUUUUUUUUUUGUUUUGUUUUUUUUCAACAAAUCGGAUUUGCUCAGAAGAGUGACACAUUUUAACAGCUGUAGAAAUGAACAGAACACUUUGUAAAUUGUACAAUAAACAAUCUGAAACUGCAAACUGCAGGCUGAAACUGCAGCACAGUGUCACUGCUCACUGGACAGGCUGAAACUGCAGCACAGUGUCACUGCUCACUGGACAGGCUGAAGCUGCAGCACAGUGUCACUGCUCACUGGACAGGCUGAAACUGCAGCACAGUGUCACUGCUCACUGGACAGGCUGAAGCUGCAGCACAGUGUCACUGCUCACUGGACAGGCUGAAGCUGCAGCACAGUGUCACUGCUCACUGGACAGGCUGAAGCUGCAGCACAGUGUCACUGCUCACUGGACAGGCUGAAACUGCAGCACAGUGUCACUGCUCACUGGACAGGCUGAAACUGCAGCACAGUGUCACUGCUCACUGGACAGACUGAAGCUGCAGCACAGUGUCACUGCUCACUGGACAGGCUGAAGCUGCAGCACAGUGUCACUGCUCACUGGACAGGCUGAAACUGCAGCACAGUGUCACUGCUCACUGGACAGGCUGGAACUGCAGCACAGUGUCACAGCUCACUGGACAGGCUGAAACUGCAGCACAGUGUCACUGCUCACUGGACAGGCUGAAACUGCAACACAGUGUCACUGCUCACUGGACAGGCUGAAACUGCAGCACAGUGUCACUGCUCACUGGACAGGCUCGGGAUUAAAGUGCUGUAAUUGAGCAAUAUGUGUUGCAUUCAGCAGUGUGUUUAUUGGAGACGAUGUGUUGAGUGCUUGUUUUGUUUUGUUUUGUACUGUAUGUAUAAACAGAUCUUGUGUUCAAUAGUACAGCUUGCAGUUAAACAGUACAGGUCCACUGGGUUAUAAAGCUUAAUAUUCACUAGAAUCUGUUGUUGUUUAACCCAAAUCCAUGGCAGGCUGCUCAUGUGAUUGAGGAGCUUGUGAGAUGGGUCAAAGUGUACUGUGCAGGUUUUCAGAGGAGCCGCGAUCUGUCAGGAGAAACACACAAGAGAAUGAGCGUCACAUUCGCGAUAUUCUUCUGCCUUUUCAGUCUUUCUAAUGCUUUGUACAAGCAGUGGAUUCCGGACACUAACUUUGAAAAUGUAUCAAACUGGGACAAGGGCAGAGUGCCCUGCGCUAACGACCGGGUCUAUUUUCAACACGAUCAGAAAGCCUCUGUUUAUGUCCAGUCCACCCACUCCAUCGUAGAAAUGUAUCUGCCGAUGGAUGGAGAGCUCAUCUUGGCGUUCGGUGCUGGAUUUGCAGGCAGUGAGGGCGGGAGUGACCCCGGGUGCGAGGGAGGAGGAGACAGAAUCACCUUUCAGGACCCUGACAGGUACCAGUGGUACGACCCGACCCUGUGGAGAGCAGCCUCCACCCCUGAUGACCUGGAGAAUGGUAGAUUCCAGUUUUCUGUGCACGAGGAGAGCGUCCCCUGCGAACACGACGAUGUGAUCUUCCUGCCCGACUCUUCGUUCCGGGUCAGCACAGACUCUGAUGUGAGCCGCAUUUCCCUGAGGUCUGUCUCCAUCAUGGAGAAGAAGUUCUCCCGGGAGGAGGAGUUUGCCCGCUACCUGCAGUCCGGCUCGGGGAAGCUGCAGUUCCACGGCAGCGGCACAGUGGAGGUGACAAACCGCAGAUGCAGCGAGAGCUCAGGGUGCGACUGCGGGAACACUGCGAACCACGAGCGGAUCUGCGCUGCUCUGCACCAGCACUCCCAGUGUCCCGAUCUAGAAUGCUGGAGCCCCCUGACUCCUAUUGGACACUGCUGUGGAAUAUGUGGUGCCGUCGUCUCCCUGGAGUAUUCCCCGGAUUUCAAUGUGGAGUCCUACAGGAACCGGCUGCUUCAUUUGUUUCUGAGCCUGCCGUCGUACAGAGGGGUGCGCAUGGCCAUGUCCAAGGUGUCCAGGCCCCAGUCCUUCUCAUGGCUCGUCCCCCGGGAGGCUGACUCGGAGAUCCAGGUGGUGCUGCAGGAGGAGGGGAGCGGCUCGAAGGCUGAAGCUCUAGCCUGGGAGAUCAUGAAGGACAUUCACUCCCAAGGCAGCAGCUUGGGGAUUGUGAAGGGGGAGGUCCAGACUUCCACGGGCAGCCACGCCAGUGGGCAGGGGGGCUCUGUGGAUGGCGGGAUGAUUGCGGGCGCGGUGAUCGGGGUCCUGCUGGCCCUGGUGGGGCUGGGGUCCCUGGUGGUCCUCUUCACUCGAGGGAUGAUCAGGGUCCCCAACCUGAGUUCCCUUCAGUUUGUGAAGAAGGACAGUGACCUCGAUAACCUGGGAGACUCAAUCGACAAGGGCUUCGAUAACCCCAUGUUUGACACGUCCCCCCACCUGCCCGCUGAUCUCCACGGACUGUACUCUGGGUCCGAAGCUCUGAAGGGCAUCUCUAUCACUAACUCUGGCGUCCACUUUGUUAACCCAGCCUACGAUGAAACCGACUUCACUGCCUAAACCAGCCUGCUACCCACCCCCCCUCAACACUCUGUCUUCUAGCUAUACAGCUCUGAUUGCAAUGACCCCUUAUCAAAGUGGUAAAACCGCUGUGCUAUUACAUUCUGAUCCUCACCCUUCUAGAUCGAAAUGCAGCUUCCCAUUUUAAUUGAGCGCCUUGAGAAUCAUGUAGGACUGUCAGGCUGUGCCCUAUCUUAGUUUUAAAUCCUGUCUUCUGAAUAGGUUACAAUGUGUUCAAAUUGAGGACUCCUCCUCCUCCUCCUUCUUCUCCAGUUCCACGGACGUGGCGUCCCGCAGGGCUCUGUUCCUGGACCAGUCUUGUUUUACCUCUAUGUGCUCCCCCUGAGCGGUGAUAUCUGACACGGGAAACUUUCACUGCGAUGCUGAUGACGCACCACUGUAUCUAUCUCUGAAGCCAGGUGACUCCACAUCUGCAAACACCUUCACUAGCUGUCUCACUGAUAUUAAGAAAUGGAUGGCAACACAUUUUCUACUGUUAAAUUCUGAUAAAGCAGAAGUCAUAAUGGUGGGGUUAAGAAAUCAACGAGAGAGGGUAAAUCAAUGUGCCUGUACAGUGGACAGCUACCCCACUGAGUCUUAAAGAUAGAAAUCAGAAAUGUGGCUGAAGACAUAUUCUUCUAGUCUGUCCCAUACAUGAUGACUGCUGUUGCCCUUUUCCUGUGUGUUUUAUUUGAUCAUACGUCUGUAUUUUACUGCAUUUACUCGUGUGCUGCUCUGCUUCCAAUGCAUACAGCUCUGUACGUUUGCAUGUUUUCCAUGUGAAGCGCUCUGUGGGAAUUUGUUGCAAAGGGCGCUAUACUAAAACAUUUGCUUGAUUGUUUCUAAGAAAGAACUACAGAAUAAAAACUCUACUAGUGCAGAAUGAAA
Molecule: messenger RNA, 4573 nt
Organism: Acipenser ruthenus (sterlet)
Lineage: Eukaryota; Metazoa; Chordata; Actinopteri; Acipenseriformes; Acipenseridae
Product: protein amnionless-like
Exons: 12
Coding region: 2255-3685 (476 amino acids)
Biological process (GO): intracellular protein localization; receptor-mediated endocytosis
Cellular component (GO): endocytic vesicle; apical plasma membrane
Source: RefSeq, a predicted model, not a curated record